ACACCUUGAUUUUCGGUUUAUAGGGAGGAAUUUACAUUAAUAAAAUGGGGAAAGGAAAAUCUGAUGAAGUUGCAGUAUGCGGCAUAGUGACCUGCUAUUGCCUGAUUGUUAUGCUGCUUUUUGGAUUGAUAGUGUUCAAUAUUGCCAAAAUUGUCAUGGGGGCUGUUUAUUUUCAUGAAUGUAGUAUUGAAAAGAAUAUCCCAAUCUUCCUGAUUGUAAGCGGUUUGGCGUCUAUACUGGCCAGCAGUAAUGGUCGAAGAAAUGAUGAGGAGAUAGGUCUAUGCUGGACUUCAUGUGGAAUAACUGUGUUAUUGUGCAAUAUAGCUUGGGUUAUACUUGGAAGUAUCUGGAUAUAUCCAAGUUAUGGCAAGCUUAGCAACGUCGAUUUCAAAAAAUGCGAAGGAAACAUGACUGCAGACUGUUUAGACGACAUUUGCGAUAAGGAUCUGAUUCAGUUCGCCAUUGCUUCUGUGACAAUCGACUGGCUGUUUAUGGGCUUGUGGAGUUGUUUGAUUUGUUAUCAAGUUAGAGCUAUAAUCCGCAGAAGAUGAAGAGACAGCAGACGACAACAGAAAAAAACAGAUUAUAACCGAUGGCUACAGAUGAUGACAACUUUAGAUCAUAGUCGCAUUAAUUAUUUAUAAUGUGUUUAUGUCGGACGCUGCACUCUUAAGAAUAUAUCCUGUGUACAUGUGACUUACUUGUUUACUACUAAUACAAAAUAUACAUAAUAUCAUUUCAACCUGCUUUAACUAUAGAGUUGUUAUUGACUUGUAUAUAAUAAGAUUAAAAGCAGAACUUGCUUUAUAACAGCA
Messenger RNA from Mercenaria mercenaria, 815 nucleotides. RefSeq lists its product as uncharacterized. Bases 45 to 551 code for a protein of 168 amino acids. The transcript has 5 exons. The record is from RefSeq and is a predicted model, not a curated record. Lineage: Eukaryota; Metazoa; Mollusca; Bivalvia; Venerida; Veneridae.